AGCAUGCAUGUCCACGUUAACAUUGUUUGAACUGCACACAUAAUACCUCCAAACCGCAACCUCUUGAACAGCCGAACCUCCACAUAUCAAUCGAAACUAUAGAUAUUUCACGAACCUCCCCCUUGUCCCGACAACAUCCAAGUGCUAGCAACUAUGAACAGACCAGGAGCAGCGCCACAGUCGCUCCGUGGUCUACCGAACGGCUUUUCGAGUCAACAACAAUCAAUAGGGCCGUCGAGGAAUGCCCCGGCGAGGAUGGUCAAUGGCAAGAUGACACCCAGCAACGGGGCCACUUGGGCAUUUGGCGGUGUCCCUAUGGGCACCGCUGGGCUUCCUAGCCAGCGACAGACCACUGCUCCGAUGACAAGUUUUGCCCAAUCGAUUGGGAGCUCUCAACCAGCAGCCCCUCUAGAUAUGUCUGAAUUCCCAUCACUGUCAAAUAACCCUUCACACCAAGCCUCCAGUUCUGCUCAGUCCACAUGGGCAAUGCCAGGGGCACGUCAAUUAGGGCAGGCUGCGACCCAUCGGCCGCAACACGGCAUUCUACCUGCGCAACAACAAAGCCAAGCACAACAGCAGACCCAGCAACAGCAAGAUGAUCUUUUCUCCUCGUCAUCCCAGCUCCCAAGUUCUCAAAGUGGCUUCCGAUUCGGUGGACAAAAUGCCGUGGGACAGUCAUCUCAACCUCAAGAAAGUGCUGCGGAAGAGUUCCCCCCGUUAAAUCGGAAUGCAAACGGAGAGAUUGGCCAAGACCGUAAUCUGGGCUCGUUACAAAGCCCUGGUUUCGGCGCUCCUUCAAGCACCCUCGGGUUUCCUGCUGGGGCCAGUGGCGCCCAGGCUUCUAGGAGCAACGGCCUGCUUAAUGCAGUCAAUACGGGCAACAGAGCUGCGCCGACAAACCCGCGCGAUAACUCAGUAAACGUUCCAGGUCCUCCAGCGUCUCAAAAUCCACCAUCAAGCCUUGAGAAGGAGAUAGGAUUCAGCAGACCGCCACUAUCAGAAGCCGCGGACAGUUUAAGUCCACACGGCCAGCCAGCAACUGCAGACGCCAAAAGUGUACCUUAUAAUCAACCUAUACCACCUCAGUCUCAACCAAAUGGGUUUGAAGCCGACCCCACGGAUGAAGCUGGCCCUAUUAGCCAAGAUCCGCUUCCAGGGAUGAGUGACAGAGACCGAUAUGGCCUUAAGGGGCUGAUUGAGAUGCUCAAAGGCCCAUAUCCAGACCAGGCUGCACUCAUAACUGGUGUUGAUAUUGCCGCUUUGGGAUUCGACCUGAACACCACUGAGCGUUUGUCAGAGACCAUCUGGUCACCAUGGGAUGACGUUCCAGCAAGGCCGGAUAUUCCACAGCACACUAUUCCAGAUUGCUAUCAGGUCCACAACGUCCAGCCCAUCGAGAACAAGCUGUCCAACUUCAGCGAUGAGACGUUAAUGUUCAUGUUCUAUAACAACCCUCAAGAUAUCCAACAAAUGAUUGCAGCGCAGGAGCUUACCAACCGCAACUGGCGUUAUCACAAGAAGCUCUCAAUGUGGCUGACGAAGGACGACAUGAUGCAGCCGCAACUCCUCGGAAACGGCACAGAGCGCGGCUACUACGUCUUCUUCGACCCGAAACUCUGGUCACGCGAGCGCCGCGAGAUGCUGUUAAGCUACAUCGAUCUGGAGGUUGUCCCCAACGGCCCAGCAGGCCCGAUAUCAUAGUCCCACAACCACGGAACUGGACGUUUAGAUAGGGCCCAACAUAGCUUAUUCCCCGGCCGCCGCCUCUGGUGACCCCUCGCGCACAAAAAACCUUGUAUUCCGACCUCCGUCCGUCCAUAAACCCUCUCCCUUCGCUCCGGUCCAUACACACACACAUACAAACCCGUUCUGUACCAUCUCCCAUCACACCGGGUCACCACGGCGAUCUAGUCACAAUUCCGGCGUUUCCAUUUUCCAAUCUCGUUUUUUUCCGUCUCCAACAAUCCAUUUCUCAGGCGCACAGUUUCGUCACCACCGGCGG
Pseudogymnoascus verrucosus is the source of this 2002-nucleotide messenger RNA. RefSeq lists its product as uncharacterized. Lineage: Eukaryota; Fungi; Ascomycota; Leotiomycetes; Thelebolales; Thelebolaceae. Gene Ontology annotation, cellular component: P-body; CCR4-NOT core complex. Bases 154 to 1701 code for a protein of 515 amino acids. The transcript is spliced from 9 exons. The record is from RefSeq and is a predicted model, not a curated record. Gene Ontology annotation, biological process: regulation of DNA-templated transcription; nuclear-transcribed mRNA poly(A) tail shortening.